Trichoderma atroviride IMI 206040 is the source of this 396-nucleotide messenger RNA. RefSeq lists its product as uncharacterized. The record is from RefSeq and is a predicted model, not a curated record. NCBI's taxonomy places the organism in Eukaryota, Fungi, Ascomycota, Sordariomycetes, Hypocreales, Hypocreaceae.
AUGACUAUAGCUCUGAGCGACCACGAAACUCUCAGUUUCCCAACUGCUCCGGGGGCCAAUGCCAAACAAAAAUUUGAACAACUUAAGAAAGAGCGAUUAGCUGCUCACCAAACUUUGCUCGAUAAACUCGACAAGGCAUACCCCAACAAAGAUUCCAAGAUAUUUUCUCGCUUUGAUAGAGAUUCGCGAGCCAUUGCAGAGAAAGAUCUUCAAGACACUCUGGAGGCGGAUCUUGGAGCUUUAGGAGAGAUAACCUGCCCGUAUUGCCUUGAAGCUCUUCCAGCUAUAGAGGUAUUCGAUCACCGAAAAUGGCGGAAACAUGUAAAGAAUGACUUGGAUCCCUACGAGCGCUUGCAAAACUCCGAGGCUAUUCACAUCCUGCCCUUUAUGCGAUAA